AAAAAACACGAUGCGCAAACGCGAGACAAAUCUAACACAUCAUCGAAACUUUUCUAAAAGUUGAAAUUACCUUGAAUGCAAUGUUCGGAAUCUUUAACUUUGGCUGCUUCGCAAAAUAAACAUUGUAAACGAACUCAUUCACCCAAGAUUAACAACCUCUCGAUACGUUUCGUAUUCUUUUUAUUGGAGUGUCUUUGAGUCGGUAGUGUUUGUUGUGUUGUAAGAAGAUUCCAGAAAGAAAUGAAUGUGACAUGUCUGCUGAUUUAUGCGGUUGAACUAGUAACGAUACACCGGAACGGCGGAACCGGAAACCUGUCUUUUCUGUCGAGUCAUCAAUGGAAGCCACAUCCAGCUCUUGCCAAAUUAUCGGAAUUUUAUUUUAUUCCAAACAAUUACAUAGUGAUGAUGGUGAUUUAUGCGAGCAAUUCAACUCAAUUCAGUCUACAAUUCAAAAAAAUAUUGCCGGCGAUUUAGAAAAAAACAUCGUCUGAAGUUUCGAAGAGAUUGGAGGAUAUUCGAACGCGUUACGCCUUCUAAAGACUUUUGUUUAUGAUCUCUGCAGAUUUGUUUACUUUUCGUUUUUAAUACUAGGAAAAUUCCGUUUGGAUUUGAAACUGAUAAUAAGUGCGAUUCCAUGAGAGAUCACAUCGAACUAGCAGUUUCGAGAAGACAAGCCAUGCUUAUCGAGCUAUGGGGGACAUCCCAAACGUUAGUGUCGUGAAGAGCAGUCCAAUCGACCUAAUUGGGGGAACCAAUCGAAAUAGCAGUGUCGUGAAGAGCAGUCCAGUCGACCUAAUUGGAGGAGCCAAUCCAAGUAGCAGCUUCAGGGAGACGAGCCAUGCUAGUCGAGCUAGAGGGACAUCCCAAACGACAGUCGUGAAGAGCAGUCCAGUCGACCAAAUGGGGGGAACCUAUCGAAAUAGCAGUGUCGUGAAGAGCAGUCCAGUCGACCUAAUUGGGGGAGACAAUCCAAGUAGCAGCUUCAGGGAGACCAGCCAUGCUAGUCGAGCUAGAGGGACAUCCCAAACGACAGUCGUGAAGAGCAGUCCAGUCGACCUAAUUGGGGGAGCCAAUCCAAGUAGCAGCUUAAGGGAGACCAGCCAUGCUAGUCGAGCUAGGGGGACAUCCCAAACGACAGUCGUGAAGAGCAGUCCAGUCAAUUUAAUGGGGGAGCCAAUCCAAGUAGCAGCUUAAGGAAGACCAGCCAUGCUAGUCGAGCUACAGUACCGUCCGAAAUUGGGGACAUCCCAAACGACAGUCGUGAAGAGGAGUCCAGUCAAUUUAAUGGGGGAGCCAAUCCAAGUAGCAGCUUAAGGAAGACCAGCCAUGCUAGUCGAGCUAGAGGGACAUCCCAAACGACAGUCGUGAAGAGCAG
Leptopilina heterotoma is the source of this 1375-nucleotide messenger RNA. RefSeq lists its product as uncharacterized. The record is from RefSeq and is a predicted model, not a curated record. The transcript is spliced from 5 exons. NCBI's taxonomy places the organism in Eukaryota, Metazoa, Arthropoda, Insecta, Hymenoptera, Figitidae. The coding region runs from base 691 to 1194 and encodes 167 amino acids.